AUGACUGGUUUUGAGCAUAAACGGACGACCGCAUACCAUCCACAAUGCAACGGUCUCGUGGAGCGCUUCCACAGGCAACUCAAGGCGGCAAUAGUAUGUCACGCUAAUGACCAGUGGACAGAAUCCUUGCCGUGGGUCUUGCUCGGUGUAAGAACCGCAUUUAAGGACGAGUUACAGGCUUCGUCGGCAGAAUUAGUAUACGGCGAGCCGUUAAGACUACCUGGCGAAUUUUUUGAGGCCACAGUACCCGGAACCACUGAUAUAUCAGAAUUUUCCGCUCGCCUUAGAAAAUUUGCUGAAAACAUACGUCCGGUACCCGCUUCGCGGCACUGCACCACAAAAUGUUUCAUCCACAAGGAAUUAACCACCAGUGAUCACGUCUUCCUACGUGAGGACGCAUCACGUGGUUCACUCCAACCCGCUUACUCUGGCCCACAUAGGGUUCUAACUAGAGGAGAUAAAGUUUUUAAAAUACUCCACAAAAAUAAGGAAGUCACGGUUUCUAUAGACCGAUUAAAACCGGCUUUCAUUCUUAGAGAACAAGAUGAGGAACCCCAGCCUGAAGUUCACAAAGACCGUAUCACUCGCUCUGGGCGGCGUGUGAAGUUUACAAAUUUUUAUCGCCCCUGA
Achroia grisella is the source of this 630-nucleotide messenger RNA. RefSeq lists its product as uncharacterized. The record is from RefSeq and is a predicted model, not a curated record. The coding region runs from base 1 to 630 and encodes 209 amino acids. The transcript has a single exon. Gene Ontology annotation, molecular function: nucleic acid binding. NCBI's taxonomy places the organism in Eukaryota, Metazoa, Arthropoda, Insecta, Lepidoptera, Pyralidae.